AAAAGGAAAAAUUGAGUGAUUCAGGUCGUGGUAAGUCAAUGAAACCUACCCCAACAGGAGGAGAGAGUGGAGGCAGAGCCAUGAUCUAAUUAGAAGAGAUGAAAAAGGAAAAGAAAAGGUGAGAGACAGAGACAACCACGGCUUCAUUCUCUUAAAAUGGAAACAUGUGAGUGAUGAGAGAAUGAACGAUGAAUCCAAAAAUAAGAAUAAAGAAAUUCUGUUAUUGAUUUCGUGGUUAUUAUCUUCCCUCGCUCGUUCGCGCUUCCUUCUAUUCGAAGCUUUUGUGGUGCGGAAUCCUUCGGCGGCGGCCAUGGAAAAUAUUGCCGCGCAGCUGAAGCGCGGCAUCUCGCGGCAGUUUUCGUCGGGGUCGCUGCGGAAGAGCCUGAGCCGGCAGUUCACGCGCCAGGCCUCGCUCGAUCCACGCCGGAACAACCAGCGGUUCAGCUUCGGGCGGCAGUCGUCGUUGGAUCCGAUACGGAGGAGCCCCGAACACGACGAGGCGGAGCUCACCGUGCCAGAUAACCUUGACUCCACCAUGCAGCUGCUCUUCAUGGCGUGCCGAGGCGACGUCAAGGGGGUUGAGGAUUUGCUCAACGAAGGCAUCGACGUCAACAGUAUCGACCUCGACGGCCGCACCGCCCUCCACAUCGCCGCCUGCGAAGGUCACGCCGAGGUUGCCCGGCUCCUCCUCACCCGCAAGGCCAACAUCGACGCUCGCGAUCGCUGGGGCAGUACCGCGGCGGCCGAUGCCAAAUAUUAUGGAAAUACAGAGAUUUAUUACAUGUUGAAGGCUCGUGGAGCGAAAGUGCCGAAAACCAGGAAGACUCCAAUGACCGUUGCGAAUCCUCGUGAAGUUCCGGAAUAUGAACUCAACCCGUUAGAGCUACAGGUUCGGAAGAGCGAAGGUAUUUCAAAAGGAACAUAUCAAGUAGCUAAAUGGAAUGGCACAAAGGUUGCAGUGAAGAUACUUGACAAGGACAGUUAUACAGAUCCUGAUACCAUAAAUGCUUUCAAACAUGAGCUCACAUUAUUAGAAAGGGUGCGACAUCCCAAUCUGGUCCAAUUUGUUGGAGCUGUAACCCAAAAUGUACCUAUGAUGAUUGUGCGUGAGUACCAUGCUAAGGGUGAUCUGGCAAGCUAUCUACAAAAGAAAGGGCGUUUGUCCCCAUCAAAAGUUCUACGUUUUGCUCUAGAUAUUGCUAGGGGCAUGAACUAUCUUCAUGAAUGCAAACCAGAACCGAUUAUUCACUGUGAUUUAAAGCCAAAAAAUAUUUUGCUCGAUAAUGGAGGGCAAUUGAAGAUAGGCGGAUUUGGCACUGCGAGAUUUUCUCUCAUCUCAGCUGAUCAAGCAAAGCUGGUGCAGCCUGACCCUAACAUUGAUCUUUCAAGCUUGUACGUGGCACCAGAGAUUUACAAAGAUGAAGUAUUUGAUAGAAGUGCGGAUGCAUAUUCUUUUGGUCUCAUUAUAUAUGAGAUGUUAGAGGGUACGCCUCCCUUCCAUCCCAAGCCCUCGGAGGAGGUAGUGCAACUAAUGUGCUUAGAGGGGAAAAGACCGACAAUCAAGAUCAAAACAAAACAUUAUCCUCCGGAUUUGAAAGAGUUGAUUGAGGAAUGUUGGGAUCCAACUCCUGUAGUCAGGCCAACAUUUUCUCAGGUCAUUGUACGGUUGAACAAAAUUGUUGCAACUUGCUCAAAACAAGGAUGGUGGAAAGAUACUUUUAAGCUUCCUUGGAAAUAAAUAACAGGAUACAUGCUAUGUGGCAAAGAGGAAAUCAAGUUCAGGUGGAUCCUCAAAACCAGUUUGUGAGCUUCGUGUUGUUGUUGGUGUUGGUGUACCGUUGAUAGCCAUUGCAAUUAAUAACUUUGGAAUUGGAAUAUAUUAACCUGAGCUUGGAUUUUGAGCGUAAUUCCCCCGGUUCCACCCGGCCACUGGAGGUUCUGGAACAGCUCCUCUCUGUACAAUGUACCAUAAACGGCAUAACAUUUAUCAGAAAUUUUCUAAUAAAAAUGUGUUUAUAUACUUAUAGAUAGACUACUAUGUGCUUAUAAUCGCAUCAUCAUUCGGCACCCUAUGUGUUGUGUGCCUUGUACCAGCCCACCACCCCAAAAAAUGUUUACUUGUAUGGAAUCUGGUUUUUGUCCCUCAAUAGUUUAAUUAGGUGCUCUUGAAAUAAAAGCUCAUAAGUUCAUGUCUUUUAAUAAUUGAGUUGAAAUUGGUUGAUAACAUUAACUAUUUUA
Vigna umbellata (rice bean) is the source of this 2238-nucleotide messenger RNA. The record is from RefSeq and is a predicted model, not a curated record. Lineage: Eukaryota; Viridiplantae; Streptophyta; Magnoliopsida; Fabales; Fabaceae.